AUGUUCAUGCUCCCGGCUCCAAACGCAUACCGCUCCAUUUUCCGUCGACCCGAUGGCUCAUAUGACUGGGAAACCGAGAUGGAAUACGGAUGGAACAUGAUCGAUAUGCAGUCUUGUGGCUCGCUCGCUGCUUGUAUCGUGGAAUGUAUCCAGUCAUCAGCCGGAAUGCAUGUCCUACCACCUGGGUAUCUGGCUGCACUGAAAAAGCAGUGUGAGAAGCGUGGGAUGCUUCUGAUUGUCGACGAGGCCCAGACAGGGGUCGGUCGCUGCGGUGAUAUCAUGGCCAUCAGUCAUGAAAAUGUCGUUCCUGAUAUUCUUACACUCAGCAAAACUCUGGGCAAUGGUCUCCCGCUGAGUGCGGUUGUUACUAGUGCUGAGAUCGAACGUGUUUGUGCUGAGCGCGAUUAUUGCUUCUACACUACCCACGUCAAUGACCCUCUGCCCGCCGCCGUGGGCGACAAGGUCCUCGAGAUCGUCGUGCGCGAUCAGCUAGUUGAUCACUCUCGGGAAAUGGGCAAGGUGCUUCAUGAUGGACUGCACAAGUUGAAGGAAAAGUACGGAUGUAUCGGUGACGUGCGUGGACGCGGGCUCAUGGCUGGCGUCGAGAUUGUUGAGAGUCGCGAAACGAAGGCCCCAGCUAUCGCCCUCGGAAAGGCCAUCGGCGACCGCGCUUAUGAGCUGGGCGUCUGGGCCAAUCUGAGCAGUCACCCCAGCUUUGGAGGUACUUUUAGGAUCGCGCCUCCGAUCACCAUAACCAAGGAUCAGAUCCUGAGCGGUUUGGAAGUUUUCGAGAAGGCAUUUGCUACUACCCCAGGCACUCUGCCUCUUUAG
Messenger RNA from Penicillium cinerascens, 831 nucleotides. RefSeq names its product Pyridoxal phosphate-dependent transferase major region subdomain 2. Gene Ontology annotation, cellular component: mitochondrion. The transcript has a single exon. NCBI's taxonomy places the organism in Eukaryota, Fungi, Ascomycota, Eurotiomycetes, Eurotiales, Aspergillaceae. Gene Ontology annotation, molecular function: transaminase activity; pyridoxal phosphate binding. The coding region runs from base 1 to 831 and encodes 276 amino acids. The record is from RefSeq and is a predicted model, not a curated record.